AUGGGUGCCGCGACUCUUCAUCAUGAGGUGCUGCCAAGGCUGCAGAGGGACCUCCGGCGGCAGUGGCACCUCUGUGAUGGCCGCCACGUCAGCAACGUUUUAUGGAGCCUCGCUCGCCUGGCGGAGCAUUCGCCUCUCUUUAGCCUGGCGGGGAAACUGGACUUGGACUUUGGCGGUCAGGAGCUGGCCAAUACGGCCUGGGCUUUGGCCACGGUCCGCCACGCAGAGAAUGCGGAGCUCCUGUUCCGAUCCCAGGCGCAGGCGCGUGUCAGCAGUCAGCAGCUGGCCAACUUGUUCUGGGCGGCCGCCCGGCUUCAGGUGAGGACGGCGCUGGAAGGAAUGGCAGGCGAGGUGGCGGCGCGCUGUGGAGAGCUCUCAGCGGUGCAGCUGGGUGCGGCGGUGUGGGCGUGUGCUGCCGGCCAGGAGGGUCACGGCACCAAGCGCCACGGCGGGAUGCGGGAUCCAAAGUUGCUGCUCGCUUUGGAGGAGGAGGCGGUGGCAAAGCGCGGAGAGCUGAGCAGCCGCGUGCUGGCCAACAUCCUUUGGGGCUUUGCCACUCUCCAGUGGCGCUCCCAGGAGACCCAAGAACUUCAUGCAUGCAUCUUCGACGAGGCUGUUCAGAAAAGGCACUGCAUGCGGAGCCAGGAGUUGGCCAUGUGCGCCUGGGCGCUGGCGAGCCUGGAAGCCGUGGAGGAGCUGGGAAGGUUGCUGCAGGCGCCUUUGUCCAUGGACGCUUUGGAGCCCCGAGAGACGGCCAGCCUGGCCUGGGCCUUGACCCACCUCCCCGCCGCCGCCGCCGCCGCCGGCGCCGGCGCGGCGGUUUUGGGGGCGAUGCGGCGCAUGGUGAGGACCCGGGAGUUGCUGGGCUUCGAUGACCGGUCCUUGGCGGCGCUGGUCCGCAGCCUCCCGCAGCUGCGGCUGGCAGAGGCUUUCAACAGCAUCCUGCGGCGGCUGCCGGAGCUGGGGGCGGACCUGGGUGGCGCGUUGCUGUGCGGCGCGGGUCAGUUGGGUGCAGACACUGGGCCCAUUUGGGCGGCGCUGAAGCCCGGCGAAUGGCGAGAAGAGGAGCUGGUUCCCUUCGUGCGGGCCUACGCGGAGGAAAGGCCCGACUCCGUGCUGCGGGCGGCCGAGGAGUUUUGCGCCUCACGGAAGGUUUGGAUGAAGGUGGCGGGCAGCCAAAAGGCUCAGCUCCUGGAAGCCCUGCUGCGGGCGACUCGGCCCAAAAGGAUCCUCGAGGUGGGCUGCUACGUGGGCUUCACGGCAAUUCGCUUGGCCAGCACCGCGCAGGCCUGGGGCGGCCGGGUCGUCAGCCUAGAAAUGGACCCCACCAUGGCCAGGGUGGCAAACCAAUUGGUGAGCCACGCCAAGCUCUCCGAGGUCGUGGACAUCCAGGUGGGUCACAGCGAGCAGCUUCUGCCGCGGCUGGGCCAGGAAUUCGACUUCGUCUUCUUCGAUCAGCGAGGGUCCCGCUUUGGUCGAGAUCUGCAGCUGCUUGAGCCAUGGCUGGCAGCGCAGGCCGUGGUGCUGGCGGACAAUGUGCUGAAGCCCGGGGCGCCAGCCUUCCUUUGGCAGAUCUGCGGGUCCCAGGACUGGGAGACCAGGGUGGUGGAGCUGCUGGAUUUCGGGCCCUGUGGCGUCUUGGAUUGGAUGUCCAUCUCCCGCCGGCGCGGCCUGGGCGCCCACCACGCCCACCACGCCCAGCUCCCGGAGAGCUUCGCCCACCUGGCCUGGCAGGCGGACGAGAUGCGAUGGCGCAGCAUCGACGGCCACGUGACACCGCAGCAGUGGGACGAGUUCGCGCGGUACAUGAAGGCCUCGCUGGCGAAAGCCGGGCUCCGCCCACAUCUCCAGCACAUGGAGGACGUGGAGUGGCUGCGGGACCUGGGCCGGUGCAUGCCGCAAGCUGAAGGGGAUCAGCUUGCAAGCGAAAAGAAGCGCGCGGGCCAGGAUCCAAGUUCCUUCGUGGCGUGCGUGGUGCGCCAGGUUCCACCGGAUGCGAGCACCGUGGAGAUGGCCAUCUUGGACCUGAACCAGAAGGAUCUGUGGCAAGGCCAGCGCCUGGAUGCCAACUCGCUGCUGGCGCUGCGAUGCGUGCCGGAGGAGCAGGCCAUGGACAUACUGGGCAGCCUCUUCAGCAAGGGCAGCGGCAAAGGGGUGAUCCGGAAUCCAAAUGAUUACUUGCAGGCAGCCGUGGCGAAGAUCAUGAGGGAUGGCGGUAGCAGCGGCGGCGGCAUGAACUUCACGGGCAAUCAGACCAGGCAAAGGGCCCAGCAGCUGGGGCUAUACCUCGAGGAUGAGACGCUGCAGGCUCUCUCCAAGAUGCCGCUCCGGGCCUCGGUGAAACUUCUGGAGGGCGCCGUGCAGGCUCAAUCGACCGGCGAAGAUCCCAACAACUUCAUCACCAUGGAGGUAUCACCCAAUAAGAAGCAGCGCAUCGGGUGAGACGAGAGCGCUGCUUCGCUUUUGCCCUCGCCUUCAUUUUCUUGCAAGCCAA
Effrenium voratum is the source of this 2494-nucleotide messenger RNA. The record is from the annotation of a GenBank genome assembly. Lineage: Eukaryota; Dinophyceae; Suessiales; Symbiodiniaceae.